AUGGACGGGAAUUUGACCACGUGGACGGGUAAUCUGACCGCGAUGUUGCACCAGGUAUCCUGUAACGGUAGUUAUCCAGGCUGUAUGGACGACUGCGGGCCCAGUCUGCUGGGAUUCGAUCAUCUUUGUACGGCGGACAGAGGCACCUUCGCUUCGUCUAUGACGCUGCUUUGCAGACCGUGCGAUUAUUCGUGCGACAUGAACGUCUCGUUGGUGAUCAGUGGACUGGAGAGCAUCGAGGGUGUGUUCCUGUCGAGGAUACCGAGGUUCAGGGAGUGCAACGAGACCGUGUUCGAGAACGGGAUUCUGGAAUGCACGACGUCCGAGAAUGCAACGACGGAGGAUCUCGCGAUCUCCUGUUCCCACCGUGCCAGAUUAAGUUCAACGACAAGGGGCCGCCGUUUCGACUGGAGCUUCCUGUUCGUCGCGGUGUUCAUCGUGGCCGGCGGUCUUGGCAAUAUACUGGUCUGCCUCGCGGUGGUGCUCGACAGACGGCUGCACAACGUCACAAAUUACUUUCUACUGUCUUUAGCCGUCGCCGAUCUCCUGGUCAGCCUGUUCGUGAUGCCGUUGGGCGCCAUACAAGGAUUCUUGGGAUACUGGCCGCUUGGAGUGCUCUGGUGCAACGUGUACGUGACCUGCGACGUGCUUGCGUGUUCAGCGAGCAUAAUGCACAUGUGCUUCAUCUCGCUGGGACGUUAUUUGGGCAUACGGAACCCCCUGCGUACCAGACACACGUCCACCAAACGUAUGGUCGGCUUCAAGAUCGCGGCGGUCUGGCUUCUCGCGAUGCUGGUCUCCAGUUCCAUUACGGUAUUAGGUGUAAUCAAUUCCGUGAACAUCAUGCCACGGCCGAGUACGUGCGUGAUAAACAACAGGGCGUUUUUCGUGUUCGGCUCGUUGGUCGCGUUCUACGUGCCAAUGAUCGUGAUGGUGGCCACGUACGUGCUGACGGUGCCUCUGCUCAGGCAACAGGCCCGUUUCGUCGCGGAACACCCGGAGAGGGACCAGUUCCGCAGACUCGGGGGCAGAUACUCGUCGACGAAAGCGUCCACGACAACGUCGAGCACCGCGUCCCUGACCACGCGGCACGCCUGGAGAAUUUCCGGUGGUACCGGAAGCGACAGGUUUCUGGCUGCAAGAACAAAGGGAAGGUCUCUGGCGGCGAAUGCGGUGGCGACGGAGCAGAAGGCCACCAAGGUGCUGGGUCUGGUGUUCUUCACGUUCGUCCUGUGCUGGGCACCGUUCUUCCUUCUGAACAUCUUCUUCGCCGCGUGUCCCGAGUGCUCGGUGCCCGGCCACGUGGUGGACACCUGCCUUUGGCUGGGAUACGUGUCAUCCACCAUCAAUCCGAUCAUUUACACCAUCUUCAAUAGGACGUUCAGGGCUGCGUUUAUCAGGCUGCUGAAGUGCAAGUGUUCCAGGUCGGCGAGACCGGAGCGAUAUCGUUCGGUGACGGAAGGUGGACGGAACGCGAUGAGCUUAUGCACACCGACGGCACUUCCUUUGGCCAUUAGUCUACAGACCACGUCGUUGUUGACGCAGACGCCGAAUCCGACGGCGACACAGACGCCAGGAAACUCGUACGUGACGAUGAUCCAUCGCUCGCCCGCAACCGUCUACCGGGACACACCGCCGGCAUGAACGCUCUGUGUGUCCUCUGAAUGAUUUCUGUUAUUAAACCCAUCCCGUCGAGUGAUCGCGUGUG
Molecule: messenger RNA, 1708 nt
Organism: Dufourea novaeangliae
Lineage: Eukaryota; Metazoa; Arthropoda; Insecta; Hymenoptera; Halictidae
Gene: 5-HT2A
Product: 5-hydroxytryptamine receptor 2C-like
Exons: 6
Coding region: 1-1644 (547 amino acids)
Biological process (GO): serotonin receptor signaling pathway; chemical synaptic transmission; G protein-coupled receptor signaling pathway, coupled to cyclic nucleotide second messenger
Cellular component (GO): membrane; dendrite
Molecular function (GO): G protein-coupled serotonin receptor activity; neurotransmitter receptor activity; serotonin binding
Source: RefSeq, a predicted model, not a curated record